Messenger RNA from Lynx canadensis (Canada lynx), 1071 nucleotides. RefSeq names its product olfactory receptor 51D1. Gene Ontology annotation, biological process: G protein-coupled receptor signaling pathway. NCBI's taxonomy places the organism in Eukaryota, Metazoa, Chordata, Mammalia, Carnivora, Felidae. Gene Ontology annotation, cellular component: membrane. Gene Ontology annotation, molecular function: olfactory receptor activity; G protein-coupled receptor activity. The record is from RefSeq and is a predicted model, not a curated record. Bases 1 to 1071 code for a protein of 356 amino acids. The transcript has a single exon.
AUGACUCCAGUGUCCUUCCUUGUAAGUCCUUUCUCUCCUCUGAGUUACGACUUAAUGCUGUUUCUUCUUUUCCCUGAUGUAGACCCUGGACCUGGCAUGCAGAAGCCUCAGUUCUUGGUUCCUGUCAUGGCCACUCCAAAUGGAACUCUGGUCCAUCCAGCAUACUUCCUGCUGGUGGGAAUCCCUGGCCUGGGGCCUGACAUACACUUUUGGCUGGCUUUCCCCCUGUGCUUUAUGUAUGCCAUGGCCACCCUGGGAAACCUGGCCAUUGUCCUCAUCAUCCGUGUGGAAAGGCGUCUGCAUGAGCCCAUGUACCUCUUCCUGGCCAUGCUUUCCACUAUUGACCUAGUCCUGUCUUCUGUCACCAUGCCCAAGAUGGCCAGCCUCUUCCUGACAGGCAUCCAGGAGAUAGGAUUCAAUGUUUGUCUGGCCCAGAUGUUCCUUAUCCAUGCUCUGUCAGCCAUGGAGUCAGCUGUCCUGCUGGCUAUGGCUUUUGACCGCUUUGUGGCCAUCUGUCAUCCACUGCGACAUGCUUCUGUGCUCACAGGGCCUACUGUGGCCAAGAUUGGACUAGCUGCCCUGACCAGGGGAUUUGUUUUCUUCUUCCCUCUGCCCUUCAUCCUGAAGCGGUUGUCAUACUGCCAAACACAUAUGGUCACACACUCCUUCUGUCUGCACCAAGAUAUUAUGAAGUUGUCCUGUUCUGACACCAGGGUCAAUGUAGUAUAUGGACUCUUCAUUAUCCUCUCAGUCAUGGGUGUGGACUCCCUCUUCAUUGGCUUCUCCUACAUUCUUAUCCUGAAGACUGUGUUGGAGCUGGCUUCUCAGGGGGCAGCACUCAAGGCUUUCAAUACCUGCAUCUCCCAUCUCUGUGCUGUCCUGGUCUUCUAUGUGCCCCUCAUUGGGCUCUCAGUGGUGCACAGGCUGGGGGGCCCUACCUCCCUGCUCCAUGUGAUUAUGGCUAAUAUCUAUUUGCUACUACCACCUGUGGUCAACCCUGUUGUCUAUGGAGCCAAAACCAAGGAGAUCCGUUCACGGGUCCUCCAUAUGUUCUCACAGGGUGGCAGGUGA